CCUGCCAUCGCUGAACAGCUGAUCGAUUGUUUCCAAAUUGCCGCAGAAAAAUGGAUGACGUCGCCACCGCACAGAGCGAGAAUGAGAAUUUGCGGAAGAUUCGCAACCGCCUUAUGCAGUGGGAGUCCAAAACGGACCCGCUGGCGGCGCUAAGUAUUCAGCAGGAAGAGCACCUGGACGUUCUUACCAGUUUGUGGCGCGACAGUGGACCAUCGGCAACGGCUCCGACCACGCCCACCCAGUCCAACCAAUUGGAGGUGGUGGCAGAAACUCCUCCACAAAACAGCGACGACAUCGAACUGCCAUCUGGGGGACUGCAGAACACCAACGACUUUCUGCUCUGGUUCGCAGACGUCAGCGCCGAGAUCGAGCAACGUGGCGACGCCGAUUACCACAAAUACCUGCAUCAGCUGGAGCAGCGUAAGGCCGAGUGCUCCCACAUGCUGGACCAGAUCGCGGGCGCUAUGGAGCGACUGGGUGCCCUGUGCGACGAGUACGACUUUGUGUCACAGAAGACGAGCGCUCUGAACACGGCCAGCGAGCAGCUAAUCGAGGAGCAGGAGAAGCUGCAGGACCUGAGCCACGAGAUCCAGCGCAGGCUGCACUAUUUCAGCCAGGUGGAGCUGCUCAACCAGCGCCUGCAGAGCCCCACGCUUUCGGUGGCCAGCGAAUCGUUCCGAGAGUGUCUCAACAAGAUCGACGAAUGCCUGAACUACAUCGAGGAGAACCCCAAAUUCAAAGACGCAGCCGCCUACAACGUUAAGUACAGGCAGUGCCUGGCUAAAGCCUCGGGUCUUGUGCGCAACUAUGUGACCGCAGUGAUCAAUCAAGCCACCGAGGCCACCCUUCAUCCAAAAAACAAUUUGCCAGAUGCCUCCUCGGCCCUCAAGGCGCCGGAUGCUGCCUUCGCCUUGUAUUACGGAAAGUAUCAGACGGCUGCGGCAAAAGUGAAGCGGGUGGCCCAGCUAAUCGAGUCGCGUGCGGAGCACAGCCAGGACUACGCCCAGUUAAUGGCGGACCUGCAGCAGCACUACUUAGCCCAGCGGGCCAGCGUAAUGUCGCCGGCGGUGAAUCUGUCCAUACAAAACGUCAAAAUUGCCCACAAGGGUGAUCACUGUUCGCUGACCCGCAGUGCCUGUGCCUUUCUGGUGCACGUUUGUCAGGACGAACAGCGUCUUUUCUACCAGUUUUUUAGCACAGGAGCUCCACAUCUGACGGUUUACCUAGAGGGCUUGUGCACGAUUCUCUACGACACCAUGCGGCCCUUUAUCAUUCACAUCAACCACUUGGAAACGCUGGCGGAGAUUUGCUCAAUUCUACGCAUAGAAAUGCUGGAGGAGCACGUCCAGCAGAACCCUGCUGCCCUAGAGGCCUUUGCCACCAUCGCUCAUCAACUGCUGCAGGAUGUGCAGGAGCGUUUGGUUUUCCGAGCGCAUUUAUAUCUCCAGUCGGACAUUCAGAACUUCAAUCCAUCAUCAGGAGACUUGGCGUACCCGGAGAAGUUGGAAAUGAUGGAGAGCAUUGCCUUGUCGCUCCAAGAACCUCCCGCUUUGCGUCGAUCGGAUUCUCGCAACUCCAUGAUUUCUAGUGUUUCAAGUGCUGUGGAGACGGAGAGCGUGGACACUGCCUACAGGGUGAAGCAGAUGAAUUCCCCUGCUGAUCUGCACGGCAUGUGGUAUCCCACAGUGCGCCGAACACUGGUGUGUCUUUCAAGGCUUUACCGCUGCGUGGAUCGCCCCAUUUUCCAGGGACUCUCUCAGGAGGCUCUCAAGCUCUGCAUCCAGAGUGUCUCUCAUGCGGCGGGCAAGAUUUCAGCAAGCAAAACCCCCAUUGACGGCGAGCUGUUUGAAAUCAAGCAUCUACUCAUUUUGCGGGAACAGAUUGCCCCGUUCCGUGUGGAUUUUACGGUGAAGGAGACCUCGCUGGACUUUAGCAAGGUCAAGACAGCUGCGUUCGGUUUGCUGCAGAAGCGCAAGCAGCUCUUCUCCAUGGGCAGCAACAAUGCCCUCCUGGAAUUUCUGCUGGAGGGCACGCCGCAAAUCAAGGAGCAUUUGUUGGAUUCCCGAAAGGAAGUGGACCGUCAGCUGAAAUCGGUGUGCGAGAAAUACAUCAAAGAUGCGGUGCACAUGCUGGUGGGUCCGCUCGUCACAUUCCUGGAAAAGGCGCAGAGCCUGUUGUCGCAAUCCACCCCAGCAACUCAGCAAUUGCCGGAGUCCGCUAAAGCCAGUUACGCUUUGAGGCAGAGCCCGUGGGCCAGCCCGCAGCAGAUAAGCAGUAUCAUCCAGGAGACACAGCGGCUGAUAAAAGCAAAGUUGGCGGUCCUUCAGCGAUCUAUGCAGCUCUACCUGAGCAAUCGUGAUACGGAAUUCAUUAUAUUUCGACCGAUUCGGAACAACAUCAUCCAGUCGUUCGUGAAACUGGAACAACUUCUCACCACCAAUGGUUACUCCACAGAUGAUAUGAUCAUCACGAGUUGUCCGUCGGCGGAGCAAGUGUCCAUUCUGCUUUCUAGCGCCAGUAUAUUGGCCGCCGAAGGCGUCGCCAGUUUUGCAGCAGCAGCUCGGAAAAUCAGCACCUCUUCUUCGGUGGAAGGGCACCCUGUUGGCAGAAAGCUGAGCACGUUGUCCAACAAAUCCGAACUGGUGGAGCAGCCGAAGGCUGAAGCUGCUGCCCAGAUAGAAGUGGUUCCCGCGGAAGGACCGUCGACGGAAAAGAUCUUGGAUACACCUACGCAGGCCAUUUCCGAAUAAUUGCAAUCUAUCUUUUAUAAUUACUUGUAUCUAUUUAUGUAGCUAAGCCUUGUAUCAUAUUUAUCUGUUUAGAGUUGAGUAAGAUCGGUUUGCAAUAGGGCCAACUAGCUGAUUUCCCUUUCAAAUAUCCGUGUUAAACAACUCCAUCUAUGCUUUCCAAAAAUGUAGAGUUAACAUUGAUUUAUUUUUGCUAAACCACGUAGAAUGUGACGAAGUCGAAGUAAAUUACCAACAAAUAUUA
Drosophila ficusphila is the source of this 2991-nucleotide messenger RNA. RefSeq names its product conserved oligomeric Golgi complex subunit 3 (gene Cog3). Gene Ontology annotation, cellular component: membrane; COG complex; cis-Golgi network. Bases 51 to 2750 code for a protein of 899 amino acids. Gene Ontology annotation, biological process: Golgi organization; intra-Golgi vesicle-mediated transport; intracellular protein transport. The record is from RefSeq and is a predicted model, not a curated record. The transcript is spliced from 8 exons. NCBI's taxonomy places the organism in Eukaryota, Metazoa, Arthropoda, Insecta, Diptera, Drosophilidae.